AGCGCACAACUGAAUACUCGGGAGAAAAACUACAACGUUUGCUGAAAAAAGUCCCUUUCGAUUGUCAACGAGCCCAAAUUAUCAGCUUUGGCAGCAAUCAUGGAGACGCCAAUAAAUACCCUUAUGGUUGAGGGGUCUAUCGACGACCAAGUGCUCGAGAUGGCCCAGUAUCUCGAAACACGGAAGGGAUCGCAGGGGCUUGUCGCUCAAAUCAAAUCGCAGUUUGAAGGAGAGGCCUACGAUCUCGAUGGUUGUUUGCGUGAGAUCGUGAACGCAAGCAGCGCCCUUUCUACCGCCCCGGAGAAAGAAUUUAUUCCUGCUUAUAACCUUCUUAUACACCUUAUUCGCUCGUCAACAGCACUACCGGAAUUCCUGCCCACGAUUCUGAAAAAUCUCUCCACACCCCCUUCCACAUCCCCGAUUAACGGACCCGCUCUUUCGGUCCACGCUUUAUCAACUAUCUUCAACGUUCUUCCUGCCAACAGCCCUUUACGGUACCCAGUCUUCAGGGCAACUUUACAGGUUGUUACUGAUCAUGGAAUGCACGACGUUUUGGCUCCCCAAUUAAGGAAUAUUGAACGAUGGGUCGGGGAAUGGGGGAGUUCUAUCGCCGAAAUCAGGGAUCUAUAUCUUACUGUUGCUGACGUGGCCGAGAAGGCUGGUGAUGCUGACCAAUUCUAUUCCUUCCUUUUCCGUACCUUGCAAAGCUUUACCCCCGAAGAAUCCACCGGCGAAGAAGCUCGAACGAUUGCCGUACGCUUAUUGAAAGCAUCGGUCAACAUGCCGAGCCGUCUCGAAUUUGAUGAUAUCAUCGCCCUGGACCCAAUUCAGCAACUUUCUAACACCGACCCGGAGGCCUUCGCUCUAUUGGAGGUAUUCGCUGGCGGGGAUCUUGAGGAUUAUGACGAAUUUAAUGAUGAGCACGAUGGCUGGGUUGACGACAACGGAAUCGACCACUCUGUUGCAUUCCGCAAAAUCCGUCUUCUGACUCUUGCAUCACUAGCCUCCACCGCCUCGAGCCGCGAGCUACCGUAUUCUGUAAUUGCACGCCGUCUGCAUAUCCCCAGUGAAGAGGUAGAGCUUUGGGUAAUCGAUGUCAUCCGUGCAGGACUGGUGGAAGGCAAACUCUCUCAACUUAACCAAACAUUUCUCAUUCACCGUUCCACCUAUAGGUCUUUCGGGAAAUCUGAGUGGGAAGAGGUUGGUAUUAGAUUAGAUAACUGGAAAGCCAGUUUAAGAAAUAUCCUAGAGGUUGUCAGGGGUGCCAGAGAACAGGUUGUCUCCCAGGGUGGUGAUGGUGUAGUGAAACCGGCAAUCAAUGGAGGGGGGAAUUCUUUGCAGGUCGAGGGGUAAAUCGACAGGUGGUGGCGCGAUCCGAGUCAUACUCGGUAUGAAAAUGAAAUGGGCUCUUCCUCACUAAGGGAUUUGCCUUACAUGUAAUCAUUAAGCAUCACUCGCAAACAUAUUUGUGCAUUAAAUUGA
Tuber melanosporum (Perigord truffle) is the source of this 1482-nucleotide messenger RNA. RefSeq lists its product as uncharacterized. NCBI's taxonomy places the organism in Eukaryota, Fungi, Ascomycota, Pezizomycetes, Pezizales, Tuberaceae. The coding region runs from base 100 to 1353 and encodes 417 amino acids. Gene Ontology annotation, biological process: cytoplasmic translational initiation. Gene Ontology annotation, cellular component: eukaryotic translation initiation factor 3 complex; cytoplasm. Gene Ontology annotation, molecular function: translation initiation factor activity. The transcript is spliced from 5 exons. The record is from RefSeq and is a predicted model, not a curated record.